AUGCAGUUGAGCAUAUACAUGAAAAGAGCAUUUUACCCGUUAGCAAGUCGGUUAUCUAGCCCUGUUCAAGGAAAGUUGCCUAAGCGAGUAACAGCCGACGAGGCUGUAUCAACCAUAGCAUCAGGUGACCACAUUUUCGUUCACGGACCUGCCUCUACCCCAACAGAGUUAUUGGAAGCCCUUUGUCGUCGGGUCGACUCCCAUGGAAUUAAAGAUCUCCGGCCCAUACACAUUAUUCUGGGAGGAAAAGUACCAUGGACGGAUGAGAAAUAUUUUGGAAAGGUUCGUUCCAAUGGACUGUUUCUAUGCGGUAACGUGAGAAAAUUAGUUAAGCAAGGUCAAGCCGAUUACACGCCAGUAUUCCUAUCUGAUAUGCCCACUUACUUCUACAAUAAGACUUUUCCUGUUGAUGUAGCGUUGAUAUCUGAAGAAAUAAAAAUAGGCAAGCUCAUCGCGGAGAACCUCGUGGAAAACGGAGCCACCCUCCAACUUGGUAUUGGAGCUAUCCCGGACUCGACCCUUGUGGCUAUGAAGAAUCACAAGGAUCUCGGUAUUCACACGGAAUUACUCGGUGGAGGUGUGAUGGACUUGGUUAGAACCGGGGUAAUUAAUAAUACCAAGAAGUCAGUAAUGCCCGGAAAGAUCGUGACGACUUUCGCUUUUGGAACCCAAAAAUUCUACCGUUUCCUUGACAAUAAUCCUAUGCUACAUUUUGAUUGCUGCAGUUGGACGAAUCAUUCCGAUAUAAUAAGGGCCAAUUCGAAAAUGACUUGUAUCAAUUCCGGAAUAGAGAUCGACAUCACUGGCCAAGUCGCCUCCGAUUCCAUAGGAUCGACAUUUUACUCAGGAUUCGGUGGUCAGACGGACUUCAUGGGCGCUUCAUCUACAUCAUAUGAUGGUAUGGGUAAGGCUAUAAUGGCUAUCUCAUCCAGGACGGCUAAAGGACAAUCGAAAAUUGUAACCACUCUCAGUGAGGGAGCAGGAGUAGUAACCACGCGAGGGCAUACUCGGUAUGUGGUCACGGAAUACGGUAUCGCAUAUCUUGGAGGGAAGACUGUACGUCAAAGAGCCUACGAGCUAAUCAAGAUAGCUCACCCAGAUGAUCGAGAACGUCUUGAACGAGAAGCCUUCGAAAGACUCAAUGACAUCUACGUCCAUCCACAUGCAUCCACUCCCACCGAACUGCUGGAUGCACUAUGUCGUCAUGUGAAACGUAACAAUCUCUCCCGAAUACGACCAGCACAUAUCAUACUUCAGGGACGGAUUCCCUGGACAGACAGUGAAUACUGGGGGAAAAUCCGCUCUAAUUGCCUCUUCAUUUGUGGGAAUCUACGGCCACUUGUGAAUCAAGACAGCCGAGGCUUUUCGAGCAUGGGUGUUGAUAUCGACUGUUCUAGAACGGCAACCAGUAGCGCUAAGAAAAUCAUAGGUACGGUAAACUGGUCUGCUCUUCCUAGAGUGCUGAACAGAAUUUCAGCUAUCGUCAAUCCGUCAAUGCCAAGGACCUAUGGCGAUACAGUAAUCCAUAUCUCGCACAUCGAUUCUUUAGUCGAAGUGAAGGAUCGUAAAAUCUAUGCGAAACCUGAUCGAGGAAAGCCUAACGAGGUAGAACAAGCGAUCGGAAAACUCAUUGCAGAAAACCUCGUCGAGGACGAAGCUACUCUACAGUUGGGUAUUGGAGCGAUACCUGAUUCAACGUUGGCUGCAAUGAGAAAUCAUAAAAAUCUCGGAAUCCAUACUGAAGCUGUUAGCGACGGCGUACUGGAACUGAUUGAUGCUGGAGUGAUAACAAAUGUGAAAAAAUCCGUCAUGCCUGGAAAGAUCGUAACCAGUUAUGGAUAUGGAUCGCGGAAAUUUUAUGAUGUAAUCAACGAUAAUCCUCUUUUUCAUUUCGAAAGUUGUGAAUGGACAAACCGACCAGAAGUAAUACGAUCAAAUUCCAAAAUGACUUGCAUUAAUGCGUGCAUCGAAAUCGAUCUCACCGGACAGAUUUCUUCUGAUUCAAUCGGCAGAUUUGGAGGCCAAGUGGACUUUAUAUCGUCUGCAUCCACAACUUAUGAUGGCAAAGGUAAAGCAAUCAUCACCCUCCCUUCUCGGACAUCGAAAGGAAAAUCGAAAAUUGUCGGAACCUUGUCUCAGGGUUCCGGAGUGGUAACGACCCGAGGUCACGUGCGAUUCGUCGUUACAGAGUACGGAAUUGCGGAUCUAGGAGGAAAAAACGUCCGUCAAAGAGCUUAUGAGUUGAUUAAGAUUGCCCAUCCAGAUGACCGUCAGAUGUUGGAGAAACAGGCAUUCGAACGUCUGAAAUGUAUGCCUUCGCUCGACUGA
Messenger RNA from Haemonchus placei, 2328 nucleotides. The record is from the annotation of a GenBank genome assembly. Lineage: Eukaryota; Metazoa; Nematoda; Chromadorea; Rhabditida; Trichostrongylidae.